Molecule: messenger RNA, 609 nt
Organism: Paramecium tetraurelia
Lineage: Eukaryota; Ciliophora; Oligohymenophorea; Peniculida; Parameciidae
Exons: 2
Biological process (GO): protein targeting to membrane; peptidyl-L-cysteine S-palmitoylation
Cellular component (GO): endoplasmic reticulum; Golgi apparatus
Molecular function (GO): protein-cysteine S-palmitoyltransferase activity
Source: RefSeq, a predicted model, not a curated record
AUGGAACAUAUAAUAAUAAAGGCUGAAGGUACUGAAAACUAUGGGUCAAUGGAUAUGUCCCCUGAGUGCAGACCAAGACCAUUAAGUGAUAGAAAUUCAUAUGGGGAAUAUGUGAUCAUAGCGAAAACGAUAUUUUUAGGGCCUCAUUGGCCUUUAUUUGCUGCUACUUUGAUUGGAUUCAAUGUCUUUGCCUAUAUAAUGAUGAGACAAUAAAAAGCUUUGGGUCACGAUAUAACUUUUGGGAUAAUUAUAACAUUAGCAUAAUCAAUACUUUACUUAGGUGUUGGAUUGGCUAAUCCAGGAAUUGCAAAUGACUCACAGUUGAAUUAGAAAUAUCUUGGAUAGUUGUACUCUUUGUCGAAUAGGCCCUAAUAAAGAAAUGUAUGGUAUUGUGAAAAAUGUUAAAAAAUCUAACCUGCUCGAUCUGAUCAUUGCCCAUUUUGUAGAGUUUGUAUUACAAAUUAUGACCAUCAUUGUCCUUGGACAGGGAAAUGCAUCGGAGGUGAGAAUCUAUUUCAUUUUUGGGCUUUUCUUAUCUCAACAAUUAUUUUCUUCACUUAUUUUGUUACAAUAUUGCUGAAUCAAAGAGAGGAUGCCAAAAAUUAAUGA